GCGGUAAUGCAUCUGUAAGCUAGUUUGCCAACCGCCAAUAAACCCUAAAAGAAGAGAAGUGUGCGCGUGUUUGUUUGAGGAAGUGAAACGGUUUCACCAUAAUGUGAGUCGUUGCCAUUAACAGGGAACUUUGAGUGAAAAUGAAACGGAGUGUUUAACCUCCAUCAGAUCGAGCUGCAGUGAGAAUGGACGGACCGAACCGUCUGAUUCACGAUGACUGUCUGGAGUGUUGGACUCUGAUCGGAUCCGGCGGGUUCGGACAGAUCUACCGAGCAAAACACACGAAAUUGGGAACGGAUGUGGCGAUUAAGUUACUGCUUGAUAAUGACGGCAGGUCAACGUCAUCUCUUCAGAGAGAAGCUAAUCUGAUGUUCCAGGGUGGAAAUCCAAACGUCCUGUGGAUCUACGGCUUGUACGAGGGGUGUCGGGGCGAUGCGCGUAACCCGUCUCAGGUGGGUCUGGUGAUGGAGUUCAUGUCAAGGGGCUCUCUGGCUGAUCUGCUUCAGAUGUUGGGUGGACCCCCACCGUGGCCUUUGACCUUCCGCAUCACUCAUCAGAUUGGUCUGGGAAUGAACUUCCUACAUCAGCUGGACCCUCCCCUUUUACACCUGGAUCUAAAGCCCAGUAACGUGCUGCUGGAUGACAGCCUCAAUGCCAAGCUUACAGAUUUCGGCCUGUCGAGAAUCGCUCGAAGUCUUUCUAAAAGUUUCCGAGAGAAAGAUGAAGUGGAGGGAGGAACUUUGAGCUACAUGCCGCCUGAAGCGCUGGAAUCUGUGAAUUACAAACCAAACAAAGCCUCUGAUAUUUACAGUUAUGGUGUGUUGUUGUGGUCCAUCAUCACUGGAGAGGAGCCAUAUGCUGAUGCUCACUCGAGUAUGGUGCGCUUUCGUAUCCCUCUGGGUGACAGGCCUGAUCUGACAUUAAUCGAUCACAGCAAGGCAGAAGGGCUGGAUGAUAUAGUUCAACUCAUGACGGCAUGCUGGACUCAAAAACCCAACCAGAGACCAUCAUUCAGAGAUUGCGUUCAUGUGACUGAAAAGGUCUUCGACAUGCACAAACGUGGAGUGAAUGUUGCGGUUCAUGACGUUCUCAAACAACUGGAUACAGUUGAUAAUCCAAACACACAAGGCAGAAAAAAAGUAGUACAUCCUCAGGUUUUGCCCUGUGUCACUGGUCCUCCACCUGAACAGGAUACAGUUGAUAAUUCAAACACACAAGGCAUAAAAAAAGGUGAUUACCAUCAGAUGACCUCCACAGUGGGUGGAAGCAGAGAAACUCAAAGCUCUAGUGCUGUAGGGAACAGAACUGUAAGUGAAAUUCUCCUUGAGCACUUGGAUGAACUGGAAUCUCAGGAGAUGAAAACUUUUACAUGGCAUUUGACUAAAGGUGUAGAAGACUUCAAAAUCGCUAAAGGUCGACUGGAGAAGAAAUCAAGAUGUGAAGUUGUGGAGUGCAUGAUUGAUUAUUAUCGUACAGAUGGUGCCGCUCAACUCACUCUGAUCAUCUUGGAAAAAAUGAAGAUGAACUAUCUGGCAAAACAAUUGCAGGAGAAGCUUCAGGUGAAAGAUAGAUGCAGCCAUCCGAGCUCAAGUGGAGGAGGUAAAACACAAAGUGAUCUACUGUUAGAUUACCUGGAACAGCUGAGAGCAGCAGAAGUAAAAGGAUUUAAAUGGUUUCUCAGUCAGAAGGGGAAUGACUUUCCACCAGUCCCAAGAGGUAAACUGGAGAAUAAAUCAUUAGAGGAGCUGGUGAGCAUCAUGAUUGAACAGUACGGCUCUUUUGAAGCAGGAUCAGUCAUGAUAUGGAUUCUGAAGAAAAUGAAUAUGAAUGAACUUGCAAUGAAUCUAGAGAAGCAACUUGUGUAAAAAAAAAAAUAAUAAAAAAAAAAAAGGUGGCCAUUACAAAGCUCUGACCUGAAUGAACAUUCAGUGAACUGAACUGAAAAAGCGAGUCUGAGCAGUUCUGUCAGGAGGAAUGGGUAAAUUCUCCAGUAAAGUAUUAUGAGAAAGUUUGUGGAAUGUUAAGCAUUUAAAAGGCAGUGCCACUGAAAACUACCCAAGUGUAUGAAAACUUGAGCCACAGAAAAUCUGAUAUAAUUAAUAAAAGCUGACUGCUUAUGGAAAUAAAUUAGAUGCACUAGUUGACCUAACACUGGAAAUGUAUUGUAACAUAAAAUGUGUGGCACUGUGAAAAAUUGUCUUAUGUGAAUGUCUUUUACCCUCAACUGAUUUUAUCAAAUUAAACAACAUUUAAACAUACACAUAA
Messenger RNA from Myxocyprinus asiaticus (Chinese sucker), 2265 nucleotides. RefSeq names its product receptor-interacting serine/threonine-protein kinase 3-like. Bases 186 to 1865 code for a protein of 559 amino acids. The transcript has 14 exons. Gene Ontology annotation, molecular function: JUN kinase kinase kinase activity; ATP binding. Gene Ontology annotation, biological process: protein phosphorylation. The record is from RefSeq and is a predicted model, not a curated record. Lineage: Eukaryota; Metazoa; Chordata; Actinopteri; Cypriniformes; Catostomidae.